This is a messenger RNA of Dermacentor albipictus, 13668 nucleotides long. RefSeq names its product tyrosine-protein phosphatase non-receptor type 7-like. Gene Ontology annotation, cellular component: plasma membrane; cytosol; cell junction. Gene Ontology annotation, biological process: peptidyl-tyrosine dephosphorylation; signal transduction. NCBI's taxonomy places the organism in Eukaryota, Metazoa, Arthropoda, Arachnida, Ixodida, Ixodidae. The record is from RefSeq and is a predicted model, not a curated record. Gene Ontology annotation, molecular function: protein tyrosine phosphatase activity; protein kinase binding.
AGUGUCGGCACUUACUACCAGUGCACAUUAUACCGUGUGUCGGCAUGUGUCGGUUCUUUAUUCUAUAUGGUCGCACUUCUAUCGAGGCGCCUCUAGCGGCGAUACUCUGCUCUGCUGAAGUCGGCGCGCGUUCCCGACGAGCAGCGCGCGUCUCGCAAUCGGCGCGUUUAGGCAACUGUGAGGAGCGAAGGAGUGAAAUCUGUCGGGAAAGUUGACGCGCUCGCCAUGUAAUGUGGUUCAGUGGUAACGCUGCUGCGCGAAUGUUUGUCAAUACGACAACAUGCGCCCGCUGAGAACAACAUGAAGUUUUUGCGGCUGCGCUGCGCCUGUUCAUUGCUGGCAUGCGGCUACCUCAUCGUCGGCGCCAGGCCUUCCGCAGCUGCCGGCCUUGGAAGCAAGAAUGGAGGCCGCCCCUGGCUCCAGGGGCUCCAAGUUGACAGCGGCACCUUGUCCUCGACAAUGCUCGAGGGACUCUUGGCACCUGAGCACACGGAGAAUGUGCCUGUUACGAUGCCCGACCACAAGGGUGACGAUUCGGACACACUGCUGGCUGGGGCUCAGAGAGAUGUUCGGCCGACACCCCCCUGGGAUACACCAGCUGGAGCCCACCCGUCGGCACGAACGGCUUGGCUCCUCGCCCUGGGCCUGGCAGCCGUGCUGCUGUUGCUUUUUGCUGGACUCUGUCCUCUCCUUUGGUGGCUCCAGCGUGGCAGUCAGGCCAAGUCUCCAGGGCUCUUCUUCCAGCCCCUGGAGCCACUGCCAACGCACUGCUCGCCCCCUGAGCAUGUUGUCUGCCAGCCACUGCCAGAGCCAAAGCUUGUCGCUGCUGAGCAGGCAAGGCCCAGCAUUGAAAGACGGGUGGCGCCGGUUUCCAUCGAACACGAGGCGCCCUCUGUUGUUAACCACACGGCACCCAUUGACAUCAGCUGUCCUGACCGGAGACCAGGCUUGAGGCCACUUUCUGGGGUAGAGGCCACUGAAAUUGUGCCUUCAAAGGGGGGCUUUGAGGAUGACUUUGCGGAAAACACAGCUGUGUUGGCGCUGUGCACAGCGAGGACUGCAUCCAGUGCCCCUGCUACUGCACCGGUGACAGUUGCAAAUACUGCACUGUGGAGCAGCUCGCUCUCCGAGACAGACUCGGACCAGGGCCUGAGCCCAACACGUAGUCCCCUGCGACGCAAAACACGGCGCCUUCUUGAGAGGCGUGGGUCAAAUGCUUCCCUGACACUGGAUCUCAACAAGGCAAGUCAGAAUGGCCGGAUCAGCCCAAAUGGUGGGAAAGACAGGUGCCAGGACCCAUAUUUGCGGCGAGCAAGUCGACGUUUGACACGUGCCCAACUACAAGCCUGCCUCUCCAAUGUGGCAGCCCUGCACUCAGAGUUCUGGGACAUCCCGAUGAAUCACCCUGAGAGAGCUGAAAUAGCUGGCUGUGGGGCCAAGAACCGAUACAGGAGCAUAUUGCCAAAUGAACACAGUCGGGUGCGACUGCGGCGUGGUGUGGAGGAGGAGGAGGAGUACAUCAAUGCCAACUACCUGAGUGGCUACGGAGGCAAACCUCACGCCUACAUCGCCACCCAGGGACCCCUGGCCCACACAGUGGCCGACUUCUGGGCCAUGGUGUGGCAGGAGCGAGCCCCGGCCAUCGUCAUGAUCACCAACCUGGUCGAGGACGCCAAGGUGAAGUGCGAGCGGUACCUGCCAGAAGUGCGGAGCACGUACGGUCCCUUCACGGUGGAGGUGGUUCGGACAUUGGCACGUGACGGCUACACGCUGCGUGAACUGACGCUGCAGAAGAGUGGGGAGGACCGGGUGCGGCAGGUGCAGCACCUGUGGUACACAGCAUGGCCCGACCAUCGGGCACCUGCCUCACCCAACCAGCUGCUCUCAUUGGCUCUCGAGGUGGAGCAGCUGCAGGCACGUUGUCCGGGACCCAUCGUCGUUCACUGCAGUGCUGGCAUUGGUCGCACUGGCUGCUUUGUGGCCAGCAGCAUUGGCAUCCGACAGCUGCGAGAGGAGAACAGUGUCGAUGUAUUGGCCACUGUGUGUGCUCUUCGUAGAGACAGAGGCGGCAUGGUGCAGACGGCCGAGCAGUACGAGUUUGUCCACCGGACACUCUGCCUCUUUGAGCGCGAGCUGCCUCACAGUGAUGCCCGUUGAGGCGCUCUUUGGCAGGUACAGGGAUUGGUUGGAAUUGCGAUGAGUUGCCAGUUUAUGGCACAUGGCACAACAAGAACAAGCGGGGAAGACACACUGCCGUCAGCGAUGGAAGGCAUGAGUGAAAGACAUUGGUCGCUCUCGUCUGGCAACUCGUGCGUCAUCUUCUUAUCAGUGUGAUGUGGAGAUCCCGUUCGGCGGGCAGAAGUGCAAUGUCUUGGAGGCUUUAUUGUGAAGCCCAGCUUGCAGUAAACCCAUGCCCGCCAAUGAGGCUUUUGGACAUUCUCUUGCUCCCUUGGGGCGUCACUGCAUCAUGCACUCGGCUCUUGUCGAAUGCGCCUUUUAGCCACUUCAGCCACAUCCCUCAUUAUGCCUUUGCUUUUUAUUUCUCGCAAGUGUGUGUAUCUGCUUUCUCUCUUAUCGAAUGUGUGAAACUGUGGGCACAAAAAACUUUUCUGGCUGUGCUGGUGUCAUAAGCGUGGUGGUAUAGUGGUGUGCAAAGGGCACAAGUGAUAUUCAGGGUGAUGUAAUGGGGCGUAACUGUUAACGAUUGUGGCUGACCUCGCCAUUUGGGUGCCAGAAGUCACUAGGGCCAAUCAGUGCUGGCAAGAUGUGCAUGCUUCAUCAUAGUUAACUGUUCAUCAGUUGUUACUGGCACGUUGUUCAGUGUGUGGCUAUUUGUGUUGCCAGAGUACAUUCACACCACUGUUGUUCAAAGUGAACAAUGCAUAAUCCCAAGAGACAGGAAAAGAAAGUGCAACAAGCAUUGACAUGCAAUCAUUUCGUGUUUAAGGAACAGCAAUUACGGUUCAACCUCCAUAUAUAUCAGACAUGAAUAUAAAGAUUGUCAAAUUUAACAAAGUAAAGAAUUUUUUGUUUGAACGAUAUUAGUAUGUAUACUUAUAAUGCAUGUCAGAUAAAAUGAAAAUAUUUUCAUGUCAUAUGCUACUUCAUUAUAAAGAGGUUUGACAUUCAGGAGCUUGCACACCUGUGCAAUGACCUGCAUGCAAACAAGUCAGAGUGGGAACAGCAGUGGGAGAUAAAAAUGAGACUGAAAAGCAUGGGCUUAACGAAUGGCCAGCAAGGUACAUUGUCAUGUGGGGAGUUCGCUCUUCUCAUUUUUCCCCUUGCAGUUUUGCAUUGUUCCUGUUUCUUGGAAGUUGUGCAUCAACCUGUCCAGUUACCGAUUUUACCGCUCUUGUUGUCAACAGUAUUACCCAGUGCCCGGAAGGGGCAGCCUCUCUGCAAUUCUUUGGAAAUGCUUAUGCAAGCAAACUCUGCUGGCAAAAAAUAUGGAGGGAGACGGAGCACUAUAUCUGGUCAAGUCAUUUUAGCUCGCGCACAAAAGAAAAAAAUUCCCAUCGGCUGUCUUUUGUUCCAGCAGCGGUUCAGCUCUGGGUGAAACUGUCAUGUUUUAGUUUUCACUGUUCUGGUUUGAAGAUACGAGGUCCCAUUUCAUACUGGUUAGCCUUUGGUUAUGCUUUGCAAAAUAAUGAGCUCUAGCUCGAGUUUCAAGUGAUUCACUUUACACCAAGCGUAUCCUGCUGAAGAAAUGCAUUUCAACGUGUCGAAGCGUAUUCUUGGUUUAAAUGAAACACCUACUUGCUCACACAAAAGUUCUACAUAGCUUAUGACAGGGUUGAUGUUUGGAUAUGUAUAUAUACAUGUUCUUUUUAAUGUUCCUGUUUGGCUCAUAAAGAAUAAUUACACAGUUUGUCCAAAUAUUUUUGAGACAUGUUUCAUUUCCGUGGCACAUUUUUCUGCUGUUGCUGAAUGGUGACUGGUGCAUGUACAUUAGCCUGCAAGCUCACAAGGCAAUAUGUGCUGCCUAAUUAGCACAAGUGUAUAAUUUUUACUUGAACCCACCACCAGGAAGCAUCCCGUGAGUUGUUUAUGAGCAUCACCUUUGCAGGAAACACCUUGCAGUAUUGUUUAUUAGGCUCAUUGAAUGAUCUUUUGGCCAGCUCUUUAAUGAAACAGUUAAAGAAGAAUGUCACAUCACUGCGUGUUGUCAAAUGCAAUUAUCAAAAGCACAAGUUAUAAAAGCUUGUGGUGUUGUUUUGUAAUAUCAGGUGCUUCACCAGUGACUCUCUCCGAUAUUUAAAAAGGGUGGGUUUGAUUCAAAGUGAAAAUUUUGCUGGCCAAGAGUUAGCAUUGGCAAAAGGCAGAAUUUCUGGGAUAAUUAUUAGUGGACUUGCUAAUUAACUUAAUUUUGCUAAUGAAGUUUGCAGAAUUGACAUUGCUGUAAAUAACCAUUUGCACGAAAUUGUGCCUAAUACAGUUUUUGGUCAUUACAAUGCAUUUCCAAUGCAGAGACUUGGUAAAUGAAGCAAAAGUGCGUUUCAUUGCACCAUCGAAGUCUGCGUUUCACAAGACAAUGUUUCCAGUAAAUGGCUGGGCUUUGUGUACUGUUCAAAGUCAGUUCUGUGAUUACAAAGGGCUCCUAAAUUUGUUCGCUAAAUUGUUAAAGAAUGAAAAUUGUUUUAUUAAUACUUGCAUCUGCAAAUCCUAAUGUCUGCCAUUGUUGUGUAUCGUGGUCAGCAGAAAUUGUGAUUCUGUCUUGAAUUUCUAAUAACUGGAGAGUUGCACUGAGACACCUAGAAUUUUGACUGUUAUUAUGGACAAGCAAGAAAUCAGUGUUACAGGAUUACUCGAAAAUAUUGAGAGAAGCCAUUCAUUUUUUUUUUCCACAUUUUGAAUACAGCAGUAUUUCCUUUUUCUCUUUCCUUUGUAUGAGCUUUGUUUGAAGUACAUGUGCGCCUUGUGCGAUAGUGAAACCUUCUGCACCUAAAAAGAAUUCAGAUUUGGCAGGCUGCAUCAGCACCAAGACAUACACGUACCUGUGCUGAAAUGCUGGCAUGACAUUGUUGUUAUUGCUAAACUGUUGCUUCUGUGAAACAAAAGUUGCAUGUCUUUAACACUGAUUAUUCUCACCGCCACUUCAUCACAGUUUGUCAGUCAUUGACCUUCUUACUCAUUCCUAUCACAUCUGUUGCGCACAGCUAGCCUUUCUCUUUCUUUGUCCGACAUAAUGCUAGCGAUGAAGUACCAUGUUAUAAUUUUCAUUCCUAGAUUUCGUAGAACCAGCACAAUCUUUCUCACGAACAGUACUGCCCAACUUUUAUCUCUUUUUUUUUUGAAAUCUUUAACUAUGUUAUCACAUGGUUUUGUUGCACAUACCGUUUUGAAACUGUUUUCUGUUUGCUUGGAUUUCUUUCAAUGUUUAUUGGUUUUUGAGCGGGUGCAUUCUGGCCAGAGCUAUCACACACCGGUCAGGUGCAAGGCACACACAGUGUGGUCCACACUGUGAAAGAGAGUGCAUGAAUGCUGGAAGUGAACGUCCCUUUGUAGAGCUUGGCCUUGAAGCAGACGGCUUGCACAAGGUGUCACUGUUUCCCUUAUGCAGUGGAUAAACAUGGGGGUUGUAUUCUGGCCCGAUUACUUUUGGUGAUAUCACUGAGCAGACUUGGCUGGUGAGCAGAGUUUUCAUUAUUCCAGGGAUGCCUUGCCUUAGGCACUAAGCUAUGCAAAUGUGAAAGCAUGCCCAAAAGUUAUUGAUGGCGAAUAUAGCCCUUGUUUCAUCGCCACGCAUAGCAGAGAUGCCCCCAAAGUGUCUGCAACCAACACGUCUUAAAAGGGUGUGAACGUUUACCAUAGGGAUCUGGAAAAUGGACACUUGCAACAAAAGCGCAGCCUCAACUAGCAUUUCAGCAAAAUGACUUUUUGUUUACAUGAUUGGCGAGGUUUAUAUUGUCUUAUUUAAAAUCUGCUAAGGAAUUGACUCCACUGGCAGUAGUGACCUGCGUUUUCAUUCCAACUUUAAGUGAACAUAUUGCAUUUAAUGGUGCAUUGUUCAUAUUGUGCAGCACAACCACUCAUUUUGGUCAACACCAUUUGGUAAACCCCCUCGGCAUCUUUGCUUGCAUCGUUUGUCCAGAGAAAAUAAAUUGUCGCAGAAGUGAGCCGCUGUAGAGAACUGGGCUGGUUGUGCCACUCAGUCUGGAAAAAUCAGGCAAACAAAUGCCAAGGUUUUCAUUGAACAAUGCAGAACUAAAAAUGCAAGCUUCUUGAUAAAUUUCAGCAAAAACAAAGUGGCAGUAAGCAAACAUUCUUUAUGUUGCUAGUAUAAAAAUACAGGUCACUGCAUGUUUUAGCUCUGACCAAGGUUUAAUUAGGAAUAUGAACUCGGUUAUAAGCAUAGCUGCAGUGGCCUUGACAGAGGCAGUUCACAACCAUAUUUUGUUGUCAAACUAGACACUCCUGUCUUGCUCGCCUUCAGUUCUUGAACAGAAUAUUUACAGCUGCAAAAAGAAUAACUUUGAGCAUGUCCCUGCUUAAAGGCCUUUGAUGGAUGCCCCGACUCACAUCUGAAGUUCAGAAGCUGCAGGGUUGGCCAAGUUCUGCUGUGGUUUUCAUGUCCACUUCCUGGUUAUAUUGUCUUGCAUUGACUGAACAUAUUUAUUGUUUUGACAUUUGUGUGCAAGUUCUUUUUUUUUUACCUGCAUUUCUUUGUUGGCACAAUCACUUGGUUGUAAGCUCCCAUUUUGCAUGCAAGGCAAAAUGUGAAUGCAUCAAAAUGGCCAUGAAUCGUGCACAUGCACAUAUUGACAUGAUCAUUGUCAUCAGUUUGGUAUGAAAGAGAUUACUGUUCAUUUUGGUGAGCUGUUAUGUAUGCUGUUGCCAGGGUCGAACUUUAAGACACAUUCUCAGGUUUGUGCCCAGAAUCUGGCUCUAGUUUAUUUAUAGAGUUUUAUGCAGGGAAGUGCAGUUUUUGCUUGUCGAUUUCAAUUUUAAAUAUUUGAUUCUGUGCUCUGUUUUGCAUAUUAACACAUACUCUUUCUUUUAUAGAGGGCAGCCAUUUUAUAUUUAUGUAUGGUACUGAUUUACAAGUGAUUUAUUGGCAUUUAUUUUCAUAUCAGUAUAACUUAUCACAACAAAGGAAGUAACAGGGUUGGCUUAGUGAAGAUGCUAGAAUAGAAAGCAGGGUAGGAGAUAAAAAAUAGUCUUCAAGUAGAAACUAGUUUUGAAAACUUUACCUUUCAUCAGUUGCUGUGCUUCAUUUUGAAUGUCCUUGUUUCACACAGGUAAUGCUACGUCCACUUGUUACCUAGUAUGCAUAGACACAGCAUUAAAACAAAAUUCUCUCAGGUCUUAUCAAUGUUCAUACUUGUACUGUCAGCUUUACUAAGGUUCAGCUCGUGCAUUGCUGACCAGUCCUUUAUGAUGCACACAUAUUAGAAAUGUAUGGCCAGUUAGAAUUUGUGCUCUCCCCCCCCCCCCCUUUUUUUUUUCUUUUUCUGCUUCUGAUCAGUAAACUGUCCAAUGAGUCAACAAGAGGACAGCUCUUGUCCCGCAUUUUUUUUGCCAUUUGGCACACAAUGCUGUGCCUGUGAGCUGUGCACAUUUCACUUUAGUAAACUGCUGAAGCACAUCUUCAUAAAAACAGAGCGAGUGUUUUUCUAGCCAAUCAAGCACCCAUACAAAUCUUGUUCACCAUCCCACUCUCCGCUUCAAAUGUACUUCUUUCAAUGCUUGAUGGGGCUUGUUCCAUGUACGAGCAUUUUUCAUUAGUCCUGUUGUGCGCCUAAGGCUUUUCUGUAUUCUUCCUUGUAAGUAUUUUGUGCCUAUUUCGGCAUGUGCAUUGCACCAAGCAAAAACUGCCUCCCAAGGGACAUCAGCAAUGGACGUUCUCACUCUGUGGUGGCCUACAAGUGAGCGGACUUGUGUGCCUGAAAUGGAUUAACAUUUUGAGUGAGUGAUGCAUGUUUUUCCAAACUUGCAUCAGAAGAGCCUUGGUGCUUCAUUGUGAAAUGCCUGAAGAAAAAAAGCUGCUUCUGUUUAGAUGUUACGUGGUUCCGAUGAGAGCAUUGCCUCAAUUGAUGUCAUUAUGUUGGAGAGUGAAAUGGGUAAAAUUUUACCCAUAUGCCCGAAAUGUUAUUCAUAUGCCAGAGUUUACUGUUAUGCAAUCAUUGUAAAACAACAGAAACUCUCUUAUCUUCUAGCACAUUGUGUAGUAGCUGUAUUAAAGAGAUGUAUAGUAGUUCCAUGAAUGUGGUUACAUUUUUUUACAUUUGUGCAUAGUGGCCAGUCUUAAACCCUUUGAGAAGCCUGUUUGUAAGCACAACUAACAUCCAAACAACUCUAUUUCGUGAGCUCUGUGCAGUGAAAAUUGCAGGUUGUAUCAACCAGCAGUGUUUUAUCACUAAUCAUCCAGCUUGUAAAGCUAGUUGAAUGGAAUAAUUACAAGUGGAUUAAGGACACGUGAUCGCCAAGCUCUCCUUUUCACCUGAUGCAAGCAGUUUGUUUUAACUCUUGCUCACCUGAUGUGAACCGUAUCCAAACAUGGUGAACAGCGCACCUGACAUGGCAGAAGAAAUGUGAGCAGGACAUUGGAUCUGUCCUGUUCUUUCUUGCACGGAAAACGACUAACCCCAGCUGUAAACUAUUAUGGGAACUUUAGCGUUCACUUUACCGCAUGGAGGAGACGCGAUAGUAUUUGCACAUACCACCUCUGUAAUUCAGGCAAAUUUAGUGUUACACUGGGUUAGGCCGCUUGGUGUGGCUGUCAUUUAGAUGCUGUCGCAUGAGAAAAGGCAGCCCCAACCUCUACCGGGUGCACUAAAGAUGAGUGCAUAUGGUGAAACCACUUCACUUGGCCCGGCUCCACUAAGGUGUACAUAGUCUGGACAGUCGAAGUUCUGAGAGUAACAAACAAAAGCUGCAAAGAAUGAGCAGCCUGAUAUUUUGGCACAAGUAUUGUAGUCCCACUUAACAUGUUCAAUGUCUGUGAAUGCUUCCAUCGUCGUAUCAUUCUCCUGAUUUGCAGUGGUGCCACUGCUCAUGCAGUUUGUAUCAGCACCUUUUAAGAUGGGCUUUUCAUUCUGAAAAACCACAUUAAUGGCCCCUUUAUAACAAGCUAAUAAUCAUUUAAGUUGCUUUUCCUGCCACCCAGUCAUCGCUACUCUGAAUGCUGUAUGACAUAUUGUGUUGCUGUGCAGCACUUGACCAUUAUAUGUGCUCGCAGUGGCAAGUAAUUUCCAGUCUGACUGGAGUCACCGCAUGACUGGUGGUUACAAAGAAGUGGGUGAGACUGGCCGUCUCUGUCUCGGUUCUUCAUUUUUUUUCUAAUCAUUCAUUCAUUUUUAAACUCAACCAAUGCCAUGCUGUUUAAGUGUCCAUAACUGAAUGUUGGUUCAGAUAGUUUCCCAGUGUUGUCAAAAUGUUCUGCUUAGGAGCUUGUUUUCUUUCUGCCACUUCCAUUUAUUUGCAUUUUAAUCUUGUGUGUGUGUCAUUUGUAUCCAUGAAAGUGUGAUAAUAUCGAGUGUCUUGGGUAGAUUACCUUCGCCGAUUGACAAAAACAGACACCUGCAUUUUAAACUGUUCAUAUUGUGUGACUGGGAUACAAAGACAAAGGCUCGACUGGAAGCACACAUUGAGUUUGAUGCAUUUGCAGUGUUGUAGAAUGAAUGAUGUGCCAGCUCAUUGAUGCGAGCAUGUUCAGAACUUUCCAGGGGCUGUCAUUUGCCACCUCACGUAAUGCAUGAAGAAAGAAAGCUCGCACUGUAUUGAACCCGAUUGUUGACAUUGUCAUUGAAACAUUCUGUCGCAGAUCCCGAGAGGGAAUUUUUGGAGCCUUUGGAAUCGCGUGUGAUGUGACAUGUGCGUGUGAAAUUUUUGCAGUUACAUCUCUUGCUGAACAUUUGUUUCAAAACCUUCCGAGUACAAAAGAAAUCUCUGUUAUCGAAACAAAGAGGUUUAAGAGACGCUGUUUUAUCAAUAUCCCUGAUGGUCCUGGUUGUAUAACCUUCCCACAGUCUGUUCAAGUGCAUGGCUAAACUCUUCAGAAGGUAGUGUUGAACUGAGAUGCUGAACGUUCUAGCUGCAGCAAACACCUUUUUCCCUCUCUAGUAUGAAUGAUGCACUGGCAGCUUGGCUUUAAAAUUGUAGGAACCAAAAAUUUCACACUGUUCGGCUACACUGAAGGCCAAGCUUGGUUGGUGGAUUACACUUCUGCAAAUGUUAACACACCAGUGUUAUGUGAAUGGAUGCGUAAUUUUUCAUAAGUUCCCAGACAGGCUGCUUCAUAGAUUUUGGCAGCAUCUGCUUGAGGGUUGUUAACUAUUCAUUAUCAAAAAGAUUUUACAUUGUAUAGAAAAUUAAAGAAAAGUAAAUGGGGCACCUUUUGUGGGCUCCUCUUGCAUAGGAAUCGAAAUGCACAUUUUGAAUGUGAUGUCACAAAUACAGCAGUAUGGACGCAGGAAAGCUUACCCCUUUAUUUUUUGCUAAUAAGCAAUCUUUUUAUGCAAAUAAAUGCACAGACAUAAAAAGAAUAAAGUAACCUUCGAGUCUUGUUUAAUCAAUAUCACUAUAUGGUUGCACUUGUGUUUUGUGUUAGCCUAACCACAAACUGAACAGCAGUUGAUAGUGUGGUUAGCAGUGCUUUUAAUUGACAGGACAAGUAACAUUUCAAUUUCAAAUUUCUAGUAAAGUGCAAUCAAUGAUACUACAUUUUCCUGCGUUGACCUUCAAUUAUAGAUCUGUAGUACAAUCAUUAUUAGGAAGAUUCAUAGCAUCUGUGCAAGUGUCGCCUUCAGUGAUACUUUAUUGUUAUUUCCUUUUGAGAGAAUGCACUUUCUUUGUUCAAGUAUAACUUUCCUCAUCAUAGCUCAGCUUGAACAUUUUUUGUCUCUACUGCUGAGGAUGAGGUCUGCAAGCCCGACUUUUGGACGCAUUCCGGUGGUGCACAGAAUGGUCACGUGCAGUUGCACUCGGUAAGAGUGGCAACACGUUGCCCGUGGUCGAAAGGGCUCGAAGACUGCACAGCGGCAUCAACAUACAAAGAAUUGGUUUACUACAUAACAGUAAUUGGAAUGGUGUCCAGUUCUCCAAUCUUUUCGUACAUUGCCACAACCAUGCAGUCUAAAUUAAUUCUCUUUUGCCCACAGAAUGCAUUUAAAAAUUUGUCAUUUCAAGAAAAUAUAUAGUAAAUUUUAUACAUACUUCCAUAUACUUUUUCAAGAUAGCUGAAUUUAAUAAAAACAAAUGAAAGAAAGCAGUCAUGGGUUGGUUCUCAACGUUGAUGACAAUGCUAGGAUGCACUAGCCUUGAGGCUGCUCUCCUCAUUUUUGGACAACAGUUGUGGGUGUAAAUGAGCACUCCAGUUAUGGUUGCAUGAAUUCAGUCAUGUAAGAACUCGCACACAAGACUGUGCCAAACUAGCAUUCCUUGAAUUGAAAGAUCCUGGUGAACUAGGUGAAAGCACUCAGCCCAAGUCAGCUUAAAACUAGUGUUACCGAUUGCCUUGAAAAAAUUUUAUAUACAAGAGGCUCAACUCCAUAUAGAGCCCUCAGUUGAUACGGCAAUAGUUGCAUGUAGGAAAAAAAUGUUGAUUGUUUUUGUUUAAUGAGCAACCAUGUUUUAAAUAAAUGUUUUUUAUUUCUGCUGCUGGAGCGGUUGGUAACAUCAGCAGUUGAGCACCAAUUGCCCUUGAAAUUUACAACUCAAUCACUCCCAUAUUUAACAACACUUUGACAACACAUGAAGUUGCAUGGUCAUUGUAUUCAUAUAAACACAGAUGUCUUUCAUUUCAUGCUGCAGUUACAGUUACAAUAGUUGGUUAGAAUCGCAGAAAGCUGAGCAAGUGGUACACGAAGGCAGCUUUACAAAACAUACGGAAUUACUUCCUUUUGUAGAUGUUUUGUACACUUCAUACCAUGAAUAAGUCACUGAGAUUAAGUCAUGUGUUGCACAUACACAUGAGCUUUACCUGAGGCAACACUCAUCUGGCAAGUAUGUUUAUUUUGUUUAACUUUGCAUGUGUGUGCCUUAUUUGCCUGUGAGGGACAUAGCAAGUCGCAAGGAUGGCCAGAAUAGGAUUAACAAGCACGACGAUGGGUUGCAAUUUGUUGCAAUAUCAUGACAGGACAGGUUGAUUGGUUGAAAUUUAACUCGAGUUCUGUAAAGAGGCACUAAACAGCAGCACUAAAUUUGUUUAGUUUUGCAAGAUAUUCUGAAGAAAGGUUGGUUAACAGUGGAAAGAAUGAGGGGCAGUUUUACUUUUUUUUAAUUUCGUGCCCAAACUGUGCCACCAGUAUGUUUGUGCGAUGUUGCGUAUUUGAAAUGAUUUGUACAUUUUAUGGCUGCUGUUAUCCAGAAAAAGUUAACAAAACUCGUGUAAGUCGGUUCUUCAGUACCUUCAGAAUGCAGUUUACUCCUUCUUGGUCGUUUAACUGGUAACUAUUUAUCAGCAGGUGUUUUCAGAAUUCAUAAUGUCUGGAGCAGUUAAUGUGGGAACUUCAGGUGACAUGCUUCUCCCUUGUUUUGAGUCUCUUCUAACUUUACCAGACUCUGUUCAUGGUGAGAGUCUGGAAUUGCAGAAGUGCAUUUCACUAGUCAAGCCUAACAUUUAUUUUUAGUGUCCCUGUGAGGUGCUACAGUAGACAUGAACACACUGACUAAUCUCCAGUGUAAAGGUGUGAACGGACAAGAUGAGACGAAGCACUGAAAACGUUCUGCUGUCGCAUCCUUGCACUGGAAAUUAGUGUAGUGCUACGUUGAACCAAUUAGCCCAUUCUGACAGCCACAUGACAAGCAUAUAAUCUGCAACUGGAACUUAUUUUCACUUUAUGUGCAAGCACUUCUGGUCUGUGUGUAUGUAUGCGUGGCAUUUUUCAAUUAAAAUUUUACUUGUGAGGUAUGUAGUACUUGUCAUGUCACUGUUGAACUGAGACGGAAAGAUGAUUUGAGAAAAGGCAUGCUUACUUUGGUAGGUGCCACAAACAUGCAAGUCUUAUUGAGCAUUAUGCACCUCUUGAAGCUGCUUACACCAACAGAAGCACAACAGGUAUAUUACGUUGAAAUACUAUUCAAGUUGAUCAGUGUACAAUGGAAUGUUGACACACCUGUAUGUAGAUGUAAUUGACCUGUUAUGCACUCUGAACUGUCUGUCUGUUAAGUGCUUUGCAUUGGCACUGGGGAUGACAUUGCGACUGUGGUAAACGUAGGUUUUAUCAGUUUCUACAAACUUGUGUUGAAUCUGACAGGUUUAUCCUCUUCUAGCAAAACAUUUGCAAAACAAAUGGGCUCACGAGUCUGGUUAGACUUUGCAAGGAGGCUAUACCAAUGUAGCCUGUUAGACCAUUUGCUGGGUAGUUGUGCUAGAUCUUUUGUUUUGUGUAGGUGUAAAAUAUACAGUAAUGUUUAGGAGCAGCAGUUCAUCGUGGUAUUUGCUUGAGAGAGUUUUGUGUGUAUUGACAUGGCUUUCUGCAAUUUUGUCAUCAUAGUACGCUGUGUAGAUGCAUGUAUGUGCAUGUUUGUGUUUGGAGAGUGAGUGUGCAGGAAUGCGACUUUAUGCUAGUCAGGAGGUUGGUAAGGUACUUUUUCUCGAGAAUAACUUCCCCUUUUCCCUCAUUGUCUUAUGUUGUGGUCACCAAGGCAUUGUUGGCAAAGCACAGCAGUUUUUUGCACCAUGAAAAAGAGUUGCUCAAGGAAAUAAAAUACAAGAUGUUCAAAACA